AUUGUCACUCUUGGCUUGCCGUUGUCCAAUCACCAACUCUCAGUGUUUUGUGUUCAAGAUGGCGGCGCCCAGAUUAUUUAGCGACGGGAGGCUUUGGGAUGGUUUGGUGGCUGUUGUUUUCCUCCUCCAGCUCCUUCCUUUGGCAUUCGGGACAGAAGAAGCUUCCAGCACGGCCGACUUCGACGUGAGGCCCGGAGGGAUGGUCCACUCGUUCACGAAAAACCUGGGAGACUACAGCUGUACUUUUACGUAUGCUGCUCAGGGUGGGACCAAUGAGCAAUGGCAGAUGAGUGUUGCAGCUAGUGAAGACAACACACUGUUCUCAUGUUCAGUCUGGAGGCCACAGGGGAAGUCUUACCUCUUCUUUACUCAGUUUAAAGCCGAAGUCAAAGGAGCCAAGAUAGAAUACGGCAUGGCCUACUCCACAGCAGCAGUUGGAGGACAGAGCGAUAUUCCCUUAAAAGAGGAGGAGUUCCAUGUGACCGAAACGGCAGUGUCGCACAAGGAAGGCAAAUUCCGCUCAGAACUCUCCAAGCUGCUGAUCGUUGCCAAAACGGCUCACGACGAGCUGUGACAUGCUGACUCGGUGGGCAUUGGAGGCGUCUGCCCCUUUCCGGGAACAAUUCAGUGAAGGAAUGGAGGCUUCCGCUGAUGGUGUCAUUGGGGUGGGGGCUGCUUUCUUAGGUCCUGGGCUCCUUUUGAGAGGGACUUUGGAGACACUUGGACCACCUUGGCAUUCUGGAUGGAAAACUUCCCCGGAGAGAUUUUGGGCCUGCUCCUUCAGCUGCGUCUUCUGAAGGUGAAAAGCACCAGCUGAGUGAGGUGGUGGGAAAGAAGUUGUGGAAACUCUCUGCCUGCCUCGUCCAGUCCCAGCUGGGAGCCUGUCAUUUGGAGACGCCUUCAGCCAUCACUGAAAAGGGACUCCAUGGCAGCUGUUUUGUUCCUUCUGGAAGUUCUAGGACCAAAGAGUUUCUUCUUCCCUUCCCUUUAAUUUAGUGGAACCACAAAGGGACCCUAAACUUUCUUCCUUGGUGAGAAAGGGUAACAGUAUCAAUAAAUCGGGCUAUAGAUCUCUUCCAA
Hemicordylus capensis (graceful crag lizard) is the source of this 1080-nucleotide messenger RNA. RefSeq names its product myeloid derived growth factor (gene MYDGF). Bases 59 to 574 code for a protein of 171 amino acids. Gene Ontology annotation, biological process: positive regulation of angiogenesis; positive regulation of endothelial cell proliferation. NCBI's taxonomy places the organism in Eukaryota, Metazoa, Chordata, Lepidosauria, Squamata, Cordylidae. The record is from RefSeq and is a predicted model, not a curated record. The transcript is spliced from 6 exons.